Messenger RNA from Stegodyphus dumicola, 1336 nucleotides. RefSeq lists its product as uncharacterized. NCBI's taxonomy places the organism in Eukaryota, Metazoa, Arthropoda, Arachnida, Araneae, Eresidae. Gene Ontology annotation, molecular function: calcium ion binding. The record is from RefSeq and is a predicted model, not a curated record.
ACACCAUGGCUAUCAUAUCGGAUAGCCAGUGUCUCAACGGAAAUAUCACUGGAUAUCACAUAUGAUAACCAUGGCAGUCAAAGUGUUAAUGGGGUUCUUAACUGUAAAUGUGUGAAGCCAUAUUCAGGAAAGGUUUGUGAAAAAGAUCCAUGCAAUCCAAAUCCUUGCAUGAACGAUGGGAAAUGUAAUGUGACCAACACCGGAUAUAAAUGCUCCUGUAAAUCCCCAUACUCAGGAAGCAAAUGCGAAAAAGAUCUUUGCAAGGAUAAGCCAUGCCAAAAUGGUGGGACAUGUGAGACUAUUAAUGGAGUUCUUAACUGUAAAUGUGUGAAGUCAUAUUCAGGAAAAUUUUGUGAAAAAGAUCCAUGCAAUCCAAAUCCUUGCAUGAACGAUGGAAAAUGUAGUGUGAUCAACACCGGAUAUAAAUGCUCCUGUAAAUCCCCAUACUCAGGAAGCAAAUGCGAAAAAGAUCUUUGCAAGGAGAAGCCAUGCCAAAAUGGUGGGACAUGUGAGACUAUUAAUGGAGUUCUUAACUGUAAAUGUGUGAAGCCAUAUUCAGGAAAAGUUUGUGAAAAAGAUCCAUGCAAUCCAAAUCCUUGCAUGAACGAUGGGAAAUGUAAUGUGACCAACACCGGAUAUAAAUGCUCCUGUAAAUCCCCAUACUCAGGAAGCAAAUGCGAAAAAGAUCUUUGCAAGGAGAAGCCAUGCCAAAAUGGUGGGACAUGUGAGACUAUUAAUGGAGUUCUUAACUGUAAAUGUGUGAAGCCAUAUUCAGGAAACUUUUGUGAAAAAGACCCAUGCAAUCCAAAUCCUUGUAAGAAUUAUGGGAAAUGUAACAUGAUAAGCACCGGAUAUAACUGCUCCUGUAAAUCUCCAUAUUCAGGGAAAAACUGCGAAAAUGAUCUUUGCAAGACGAAUCCGUGCCAAAAUGGUGGUACAUGUGAAACUGUUAAUGGAGUCCUUAAAUGUAACUGUGUGAAACCAUAUGAAGGAACGUUUUGCGAAAGAGAUCCCUGUGUACCGAAUCCAUGUAAAAAUGACGGUAAAUGUAACUUAACCACCACCGGAUAUAACUGUUCCUGUAAAUCUCCAUAUUCCGGAGAAAGCUGCGAAAAGAAUCUCUGUGAACCAAAUCCCUGCCAGAAGGGUGGAAAAUGCGAAACAGUUAAUGGAAUCCUUAAAUGCAAAUGCAGGAAACCAUAUUCAGGAGAGUUUUGUGAGAGAGAUCCCUGCAGUUCAAAUCCAUGUAGAAGAAGGCACGUGCACAGUGAAAGAACUUGAUUUUUCUUGCGACUGUAAAAUCCAUUUACUGGAAAGAAAUGCGAAAUAGAUGAAU